GCCCCAGUUGCCUUCAUCCUCGGCGCAAGCCCCGGCGUCGGGUACAGCGUCGCCCACGCCCUCAAAGCGCACGGCUACAAAGUCGCCCUCGGCUCGCGCCACCCCCACCCCUCUCCGGACGACUCAGAGGACCCGGAUAAAGACUUCUUGCGCGUCGCUGUCGACGUGGGCGACCCCGCGUCCGUAAAGGCUGCGUUCGAGCACGUCCGGCGGGAGAUGGGCGUGCCGAGCGUGGUGGUGCACAACGUCUCGACCAACCCCUCGGCCCCCAACCCCGCCGACCCGCUCUCCCUGCCCUACACCGACUUCGCCGCGGGCGUCGCCACCGGCGCGGGCGUCCUCGCCGCCGCGCAGCACGCGCUCGCCGGGUUCCGCUCGCUCAAGCAAAGUGACCCCGACGCCGCGCACCAUGCGCCGAAAGUCUUCAUCACCACAGGCAACAUCAUGCCCUUCCGCCCCGCCAUCCCCCUCUUCGCCACCCUCGCGGCACAGAAGAAAGUGUCCGCGCACGUGAUGGAGCUCUGCGCGGGGGCGUACGCGAGCGAGGGUUUCCGAUUCUACUUCGCCUCGCAGGUAAACGACAAGGGUGGGUUCCCGGGGGACGAGUUCAACCCGCGCGCGCACGCCGUCGCCUACUGGGACAUCAUAUCCUUACAAAAGCAGGGGAGAUGGGAUUAUAGG
Molecule: messenger RNA, 681 nt
Organism: Gloeophyllum trabeum ATCC 11539
Lineage: Eukaryota; Fungi; Basidiomycota; Agaricomycetes; Gloeophyllales; Gloeophyllaceae
Exons: 3
Source: RefSeq, a predicted model, not a curated record